Messenger RNA from Biomphalaria glabrata, 2234 nucleotides. RefSeq lists its product as uncharacterized. The record is from RefSeq and is a predicted model, not a curated record. The coding region runs from base 232 to 951 and encodes 239 amino acids. Lineage: Eukaryota; Metazoa; Mollusca; Gastropoda; Planorbidae. The transcript is spliced from 7 exons.
AUAGAUAUAAUAUUUUAAUAUAGAUCUAGAAUCAAGAUCUAGAUCUAGAAUCUAUAUCUAGUAACAAUCUAGUUCUAUCUCUAGGGUCUAGAUCUAUCGGGCUGCAUAUCGUUUAUCCAGGGUACCUGCAACAAAGAUUCAUACAUAGUUUUGUCAGCUUUGAAUUGUGAAGACCUGGACUCUAGAUUUGACUGUUGAGAUUUUUCUAAUUAGAGGAGUAGGCAUACUACAAUGGCUACACAGCGAUACAGCACUGCUCAAAAGAUUGCCUUUGCUGGGAUGACAAUUGGAUUUGUCAUGUGCACAGUGGGAUGCAUAGCUCCAUUCUGGCAGACUGGCAAAAUUGACUCCAGUAUAAUUACAUCCAACAUUGAUCUUGGGAGUUUCAAUGGAGUGUUGAAUAAUUUGCCCAAAACUGAACUAGCCAAGAUGUAUGGUGGACUCUGGUGGUACUGCGAAGAAGUCAUCUUGGUGGGGAGAGAGUGCCAUGUUUAUGAACUGGAUGGAAACAAAAUUGAAGACUGGGCCAUUCGAGGGCUCGCUGUACUGAGUGUGUUCCUCUCCUUGGUGUGUACACUGGCUGCCCUAUGCAGGAGCUGCUGCUGUGAAGGGGGAAAAACUGUCUGCCAUGGAGUAAUGGCUUUCUUGUCUGGUGCAUGUGGCCUUGCAGUUGUUGGACUUUUUGUCAGUACUACAAGUGAUGGUUUUGCAAUGAAACUUAAUCUGGAAGGCUUUGGUUGGGCUCUCUUCGUCUUUGCUGCCGGGGCAGCAAUCAUAACUGUUGUGUCCUUUAUUUUGUGCUUUGCCUCACCAAUGAACCCAUUCGCUGGAAUUAUUAUUGAUGGAGUCAGCCAUAUUAUGCCCAAUGGCUAUUCGAGAAUGACUUCUGAGCAUCAAAUGCAGCAGCAAGCAGCAGUUACUUUCAAUCCCCCAGCAACCAAUAGAUACUAAACAUACAAGCUCAGUGUCAUUGUUUCAAUUAACAGUCACCGCCAUUUUUUGUUGAUGGGUUGUUCAAUUGAAAAAAAAAAGUCAUAAAGUAUUUCAUCAUUGUGUUCUAUUGUCUUAACUUUUCAGCACUUGGUGUACAAAUUACUGUUCAACAUAUUUCUUUGUCACCAUUUUUUUUUUCAUUUGGAUAUUCUUAGCUGUUUAUUGUUAGGCUUUCACUACUUCAAUUUUAUUUUUCCAAAUAAUUGCUGGCAGGGUAAGUUGUUUUUUUGUGCUGCUGUUCACCAAACUACAAAAAGGAUUAUAGUUUCAGCAAGUGCAGAAAAUAUGAUAAUAUUUGCUCAUCAUCAAGAAAUGCGAUUCCAAAUUCAUCAAUUUGUUCCUAGUUAGUUGCAUUUUUUUUAUCUUAAUAAUUCUUGAAAAUAUUACACAUAUAACACAUGGAAGUUAUUUUCUUUUUUUCUUUUGAUUUGUAAUAUGACUUUCUAGUGGUUUGCACCUUGAUAACUAAGUUUAAUCUUACAAUGAUAAGCAAAAUCAUUUUAUGCUUAUAAUCUUUACUCAUAAUUGUCUGUGCUUGAGUAGAUGACAAAAUGCUUCAAUAUCUUCUUAUCUUGAAAUGUCACUUUUUUUAACAUGCAUCAACUUAGAAUCAUUUGAGUUUUAUAUUUUAGUCUUAACACCAAGAGUUCCCUUGUAUUUAAGGGUGCUUUGAAUCUCUUGGAAAUAAAAUGAUAUUAUUUUAUACAAUAGCCAAAUAUUCUUGUGUAAAAAUGUACAUCUCUUAAUAUUACUGUCUUUUUCUAUUUUUUUGUUGCUUUGACUUGGGUCAUUCCAUCAGUCUUAAAAAAAAAUAAAUCAAAUGAACAAUAUUUACUUGCUAGCAUUUUAAAUCUCUUUAAUUGAAUCUCACUUAUGCUCUGAAAUGAAAGUUUUUAUUAGAGUAACGAACCUUUCUUUAUUUUCAUUUCAUGCAUUGCUUUUUUUUGUUCUGCCUGUGAAAUUAUUCAGUAACAUUGUACCUAUUUUAUUUUAAACAGAGUUUGCACAAUAGCUCAAACAAUCUAAUCAUUCUUUGGAUUGACAUACUUGUUUUCUUGUGCUUUCUUUUUAUGCUACAGCUGUUCUGUUUGUAGGAAUACUAUGUCAUGAUAUUAGUAACAUGAUAUUAGUAACCCUAGGUAGGACUUCUUUUGCUUUUCUGGGUUUAUUUAGAAUGUUAAUCACUGUAAACAUUUUCUUCUUUUGUUUGUAGCAUGUGUUAAUUAAAAAUUAGUCACUAA